Echinops telfairi (small Madagascar hedgehog) is the source of this 320-nucleotide messenger RNA. RefSeq names its product secretoglobin family 1A member 1 (gene SCGB1A1). Bases 7 to 282 code for a protein of 91 amino acids. The transcript has 3 exons. Gene Ontology annotation, cellular component: cytoplasm. The record is from RefSeq and is a predicted model, not a curated record. Gene Ontology annotation, biological process: signal transduction. Lineage: Eukaryota; Metazoa; Chordata; Mammalia; Afrosoricida; Tenrecidae.
GCCACCAUGAAGCUCGCUGUCCUGUUUGCCCUGGUCACCCUGGCUCUCUGCUGCAGCUCUGUUUCGGCAGGGAUCUGCCCUGCAUUCCUACACGUUAUCCAACAGCUCCUCAUGGGCACAGUUUCUGACUACAUAGAAGCAACUGAACCUUUCAACCCUGAUUUCGCCAUGAGAAACUCCGGGGUCCUAAUGAAGGAAUCGCUGGACAAACUCCCCCAGAUGGCCAAAGAAAACGUCAUGAAGCUCACGAAGAAAAUAAUAAGCAGCCCACAGUGCAAUUAGAACUUAGCAACCCAAAACUCGUGGGAUUUUGAAGCCGA